This is a messenger RNA of Pantherophis guttatus, 1881 nucleotides long. RefSeq names its product ALG5 dolichyl-phosphate beta-glucosyltransferase (gene ALG5). Gene Ontology annotation, cellular component: endoplasmic reticulum membrane. Gene Ontology annotation, biological process: protein N-linked glycosylation. NCBI's taxonomy places the organism in Eukaryota, Metazoa, Chordata, Lepidosauria, Squamata, Colubridae. The record is from RefSeq and is a predicted model, not a curated record.
GGCCCUAAAGCAUUUCGAGAAUGAAGGCAGAAAGGCAAACUUCCUCGUAGUGGGCUCUCCUUUCUUACAAUCUCGGCCUCCAGACUUAUGUUCUUCAUUUUCCUGACAUUUCAGGAAAAUUUGGCCUACGGGAUUCAUUAUAUCCGAGGUUCAACUUUAUAUCCGCAAAUUUAACAAAAAUGCCUCGGAAUGCAUGCAAUACGUCCUUCCUAGAGUACGGAAUUGCUGUCAUUGCAUAUAUAACUGCAAGACAGUCACCAAGUAUUUAUGAAUAUGAAGAUGAGAACUUAUUUCUGAAUGAUAAGAAAUCUGUGCCUAGCCUUCAUGACCCUGCAACACGUGAACUUUCUGUAGUUAUACCUUCAUAUAAUGAAGAAGAACGAUUACCAUCAAUGAUGAAUGAAGCUCUAGAUUAUCUAGAGAUGAGACAGAAGCAAGAUCCUUCAUUCACAUAUGAGGUCAUAAUAGUUGAUGAUGGCAGCACAGAUCAAACCACAAAGGUUGCACUGAGGUACGUUAAGAAGUAUGGUAGUGACAAAGUGAGAGUACUCACUCUGCUGAGGAAUCGUGGAAAGGGGGCAGCUGUUAGAAUGGGUGUAUUUUAUUCACGAGGAAAAAGAAUAUUGAUGGCAGAUGCUGAUGGAGCUACAAAAUUUAAAGAUAUUGAAAAAGUAGAAAAAGGUCUUGAGAGUCUCCAACCCUGGCCUGAAAUGAUGGCUAUUGCCUGUGGCUCUCGGGCUCACUUAGAGAAAGAUUCCAUAGCACAGCGUUCAUACUUCCGAACCUUUCUAAUGCAUGGAUUCCACUUUCUAGUCAGGUUCCUUUGUGUUAAGGAUAUCAGAGACACGCAAUGUGGUUUUAAACUCUUGACUCGGGAGGCUGCUUCUCGGACAUUUUCAGCUCUUCAUAUAGAACGUUGGGCUUUUGAUGUGGAACUUCUUUACAUAGCUCAAAGCUUUAAAAUCCCAAUAUCAGAGAUUGCUGUCAAUUGGACAGAAAUUGAAGGUUCUAAGUUGGUUCCCUUCUGGAGUUGGUUGCAGAUGGGAAGGGACCUGCUUUUUAUACGACUACGAUACCUGACAGGUGCUUGGAAACUUGACACCAGAAAAUUGAAUUAAUUUAUUCAUCACCAAAGGAUUGUUUUGAUAAAAAAAAUAUAUGAUUUUUUUCAACAGUAUAAAUUAAGGAGAGAAAUGGAUCAUGCAUUACAAUUUUUUUUCUGAAUUUUCUCCAAUGGCCAAAAAUACAGCUUUUUUUCAGCCUUUUUCUUUUCAAAUACUGAAAUCAGUCUUCUUUUAACUUUUGUUUUCCAUUUGUACAAAAUACUGAUGGACAUUUAACUUUAGAAAAUGGCAUUUCACUCUGGAUUGCUAUUGCAGGGUCUGGAUUGCUAUUGCAGGGCCUGGUGGCUCAGCAGACUGAUAGCAUUGUGAUUAACACCAGCUGUCUGCAGUUAUUGUAAAUUCGAAUCUCACCAGGCUCAAGGUUGACUCAGCCUUCUAUCCUUUCUAAGGUAGGUAAAUUGAGGACCCAGUUUGUGGGGGCAAUAAGCUGACUUUGUAUAAAUAUACAAAAGUAUGAAGGCUAUUGCUUAACGCAUUGUAAGCUGCCCUGAGUCUCCGGAGAAGGGCGGCAUAUAAAUCAAAUUAAAAAAAAAAAAUCUACAAAAUCUAUAAAAUUUUUUCUACAAAAAAAGCAAAUAUAACCAUAGCAAUGUGUGUGUUUUUGCAUACAUCACAUUUCUUUGCAUAAAUUAUAGUAUCAGUUUCCUGAGUACUGUAAUACUGUACAGUAGUUAUUGUAAUCAGUUAUAUUGCAGUUUAUUUUUGUGAAAGAAUAUUCAGAAAUUGGACUUUUACAUUAAAUUCAAUAUAAAAUUGC